CAUAUCGCAGCAUGUUCAUAGAGAAAUGUCGACUCUUGUGUAUAUACAUCGUUUCUGCCGCCCUAGGCGAGACAAAAAAUGUGCCACCCUGCCCCGCAAAACUAGAAUAGUGAAGCCUACGGUGUGGCCCGCAAUGGCAUUUUAUGAAUACACAUCAAUGUAGUAGGCCUAUCGUUCAAAUCGGGAGCUUCAUUGGCUUUAUUAAUCCUGAUUUCCGAGACUAAUCAUUUUGGCUCUGAAUAUCAACUACCCAACUUUAUCAAGAUUUAUCCUGAGAAUCCAUGAAAUCAAUGUCUUUACACAGCGAGACAUGCAGAGGUCUUUUUUUCUCGCUAUGAUGCAGUUCCUCAAAUGGAUAAAUGGGUCUACAAACCUGAAAUCACUGAUUAACAUGACAAUUUAGCACACGGGGCGAAUUUCCUGGACAGUUUAGCCGUUGUAAACUAUCAUGAUCCCCAUCACAGAGCUCCGGUACUUUGUUGACACCCAGCCGGCGUACCGCAUCCUGAAGCCAUGGUGGGACGUCUUCACAGACUAUAUCUCCAUCGUCAUGCUUAUGAUCGCCGUAUUCGGGGGAACGCUGCAGGUCACCCAGGACAAGAUGAUUUGCCUGCCCUGCAAGUGGGUAGUCAACAAGUCCUGUGAGUACCUCAAUGUGAGCUUCCCAGACCCAUUUGCCUCUGAGCCCAAAGGCAUCAAGUAUGAACUCGAUCGGCACCAGUACAACUACAUUGACGCGGUCUGCUACGAGAACAAGCUGCACUGGUUCGCCAAGUACUUCCCCUACCUGGUGCUACUGCACACCCUCAUCUUCCUGGCCUGCAGUAACUUUUGGUUCAAGUUCCCCCGGACUAGCUCCAAAUUGGAGCACUUUGUGUCCAUCCUGCUCAAGUGUUUUGACUCGCCCUGGACCACCAGGGCUCUGUCCGAGACGGUAGUGGAGGAAAGCGACCCCAAGCCCCUGGGGAAGAUGAACGGUUUGGUGGACAAGAAGGCAUCUUGUGUCAGCGAGGAUGUGGAGGCCAGCAUUCCGAUGCUCCAAAGGACUAGGUCCCGCAUCGAACAGGGCAUAGUGGACCGCUCCGACACUGGCGUCCUGGACAAGAAGGAAGGCGAGCAGGCCAAAGCUCUGUUUGAGAAGGUGAAGAAGUUCCGGAUGCACGUUGAAGAAGGGGACAUUGUUUACCGGCUCUACAUCCGCCAAACCAUCAUCAAAGUCCUCAAGUUCAUCCUGAUCAUCUGCUACACGGCCUACUAUGUGCACUACAUCAAGUUCAGUGUGAUCUGCAAGGUUGACAUUGAGAAGCUGACAGGCUAUAGGAUGUACCACUGUGCUCACCCCCUGGCCACCCUCUUCAAGAUUCUGGCCUGUUUCUAUAUCAGUCUGGUGGGGAUUUACGGUCUCAUCUGCAUGUACACCCUCUGCUGGAUGCUCAGCCGCUCCCUCAAGCGCUACUCUUUUGAGUCGAUCCGUGAGGAGAGCCACUACAGCGACAUACCCGAUGUGAAGAAUGACUUUGCCUUCAUGCUGCACAUGAUUGACCAGUAUGACCCGCUCUAUUCCAAACGCUUUGCUGUUUUCCUAUCGGAGGUGAGUGAGAACAAACUGCGUCAGCUGAACCUCAACAACGAGUGGACGCUGGACAAGCUGAGGCAACGCAUCACCAAGAACUCCCAGGAGAAACUGGAGCUGCACCUGUUCAUGCUUAGCGGAAUCCCUGACACAGUGUUUGACCUUCUAGAACUGGAGGUGCUCAAGCUGGAGCUCAUCCCUGAUGUCACCAUCCCCCCCAUCAUUGCCCAGCUGGUCAGCCUGAGAGAGAUGUGGCUCUACCACACACCAGCCAAAAUCGAGGCCCCAGCUUUGGCCUUCCUGAGGGAGAACCUGAAGUCCCUCCACAUCAAGUUCACAGACAUCAAGGAGAUCCCUCUGUGGAUCUACAGCCUGAAGAACCUGAGUGAGCUGCACCUCACAGGGAACCUGAGCGCAGAGAACAACCGCUUCAUCGUAAUCGACGGGCUACGGGAGCUCAAGAGGCUCAAAGUGCUCCGUCUGAAGAGCAACCUGACCAAGCUACCUCAGGUGGUGACGGACGUCGGGGUCCACCUCCAAAAGCUGUCCAUCAACAACGAGGGCACCAAGCUAAUGGUGCUCAACAGCCUGAAGAAGAUGAUGAACCUGACAGAGCUGGAGCUGUUGCGCUGUGACUUGGAACGAAUCCCGCACUCCAUCUUCAGUCUGCACAACCUGCAGGAGAUCGACCUGAAGGACAACAAUCUCAAGACCAUUGAGGAGAUCAUCAGCUUCCAGCACCUGCACCGGCUGGUAAGCCUGAAGCUGUGGUACAACCAGAUCGCCUACAUCCCCAUCCAGAUCGGCACCUUGACGAACAUGGAGAGGCUCUACCUAAACCGCAACAAGAUCGAGAAGAUCCCGGGCCAGCUCUUCUACUGCCGCAAACUGCGCUUCCUGGACCUGAGUCACAACAACCUUACCAGUAUACAUGCCGAUGUGGGCUUCCUCCAGAACCUGCAGUACUUUGCUGUGACGGCCAACAGGAUCGAGUCGCUCCCGCCGGAGCUGUUCCAGUGCAAGAAGCUGCGCACCCUGAACCUGGGCAACAACUGCCUGCAUACUCUACCGUCGCGCUUCGGCGAGCUGACAGGCCUGACCCAGCUGGAGCUGCGGGGUAACCGUCUAGAGUGCCUGCCCGUGGAGCUGGGGGAGUGCAGGCAGUUGAAGAGGAGCGGCCUGGUGGUGGAGGAGGACCUGUUCAAGACACUUCCCACAGAGGUCAAAGAACAGCUGUGGAGGGCCGACAAGGAGCUGAUCUGAGGAGAGAGUCCAGAGGGAGGCAGCCUAAGGAGAGGAGGAAAGCGGGAGAGAGGAUUGGGCAGUGGAGGCUGAUGUCACUUUCAAUUGAUGGCCAUUCUCAAAUUUCUCCCUCCUUCCAGCCUCCACUAGUAUGGGGUAGGAGAAAGGGGGGAGAUGUGUCCAUAUUGCUGGACACGCAUCCAGAGAGGGAUGGAUGGUUGGUUGGUUGUUGUCUUGGCUCUCCUGGCUGAAUUAUUCUUUUUUAGGGUCACUGGUAGGACUGCCACAAUUACAGUAUAACCGUGUAACCGAUGAAGACAGUCAUAACCAUUUAAAAAAAAUACAAACAGCUGGCUGAAUAACCACAAUGCAGCAGCAUCAGCACACAGAAAUAGAACAGUCUAGGAAAAUCUAACCUUGGCAAUUUGACUGGUAAACUUGUAGGUACACUUGCAAUGGCUGCCUGAUAUUGCGACGCAAUAAUUUCCAUGGUAAUGUAGAAUGUUCAUUCAAAUUAUGUUAACUGAUGUAGCUCAUGCAAUGUAUUUUUUUUGUAAUGUCAGUUGAGUUGAUUGAAUCAAAUCGCAGCACAAAUUACUUCCUGCUUUGAAACUAUGGGUACACUGUCAAUAGCCGCCACCACCCAUUAUGCCAUAAUUUACUUGAAUUGGGAUGCCUGUUCUAUUCAUUAUAUUUCUAUGGCAGCACUUGCCGUCUGGAGGAGAGGAGAAAAUGUAAAUCUACCAAAAAAUUAUACAUUUUUUGCUAUUCAAACAUUUAUUACGGUGACCGCGGUAAUUACAGUUAUCCAAAAUUCCAUGACCAUCAAAUCCCUAGACACAGGGUCACAAGAUGUUCAUUAACAGACUAACCAGAUGGAGACCUCUCCUCAUCAACUUUAUGGUUCUUUCCCCCUUUUAAAAAAAAAUAAAACGAAGUGCAAAAUCGAUCGUGGUCGAAUGCUGAUUAGGAGAGGAUGAGAGACAGAAAUUAAAUGCUUGUGAGAUUGAGGAUUUUUUUUUUGUACGGAGUCAUCUCAGUAUGGAUCAGGGGUGUCAAACUCAUUUUGCCAAGGGGGCUGCAUUUGGUCUUUGAGGUCAAUCCUCCCGGACUGUCUAGCUUUCAUUUCAGUGAUUUAAUAGCGAGUUGGACACAGUCAAGAAACUGUAUGAAUGUAAGUCCAUUAUCAUUUCUAAACCAUUUCCAUUUGGUUUUAGUCAUUUUAAACUAUAUUGAGUAUGUUUCCCCCCCAAAAGGAAAACAAUAUUUCUAUAUUUUUUUUUCUCAAACAACCGGCAGGCAGUAUGUUUUGACACUUCUGGUAUAGACAGUGGCCACAGAAGGACAACAUAAAAGAGUUGGUGUGAGAGUGGAAGGUUCAUGUAGCCUACAAAGCAAUAUGUGUGUGUGUGCUCCGUUUUCCAUCUUCACUUGGAAGUAUACAGUCCACGAGUCUGUUUAUCCAAACGCCAGUGAGAUGACACAGGAUCUGACUGGUUAAUGAAACACUAUGGCCGAUGCAACCAAAGCAGGGCCCUGUUUUAUUAGGCACCAAAUAGUGGGAAAUGGACUGAAACUACCUGGACUUGUCCAAAAAUAACACUAAUUUUUGUUUUCUGCAAAACAUUUCAAAAUGUUUGUUACCGUGUGCCCUAAUGAAAACAACCCAGAUAUUUGCACUCCAACACAGUAACUGUGGAUACAUCAUUGGCUAAUACAGAACACAUUUGUGCGGUAUAUUCUGCAUGAAUAUCAGAGAUACUUUUUUAUUGAAUGGACUUGGAGUAGACAACAUUAGAGGUCAAUUGCCACCAAAGGUGAUUCCUUUAAGACCAGCCAGGCAACUCUUGUUACUAAUAUGGCCUUCCCUUUUGGGUGCUGUAAUGUAUGUCCCACGCUGUGUGUCAUUACAACCAUCAUGUUCAUGAUUUUUCUAAAUAUGCAGACAAAUGUAUAUCUUAUAAUGUUGUAAAUUUAUGUUUCAAGAAUUUACAUGGUAUUAUUAUUCUCACCAGCUGUUCCAAGUUAUUUUAAAAGGAGAGGGAAGCCUCACUUUGGAGGAAAGUAAGAUGAAUUCAUCUUUGUUGACAUUUUUUUUAAAUGUAAUAACUACAUACAUAACUGCCCUUUUUGCAAGGUUACCAAUGGGUGUUUUGAGUCCAGUUCUGUUCUGAAAAGGCCUCAGUCUUGGAUUUGUUAGUAAAGGCUAGAGCCCAGCUCUAAAAGGUUGGAGCAACGCUCACAGAGUAAGAGUGCAUCAGAAGAACAAACAAUCCCAGAGCAGAGGCUCGCUGGUCGAGACUUGACUGGUUGAAUUCAGACCUACUUUAAUGUUGAAGUAUUAUUCUCUGACAUGUUCCAAACGGUUUGAAACAUUUGAAAACAACUGCAAACAGGUACACCCCAGGUCACUCCUUAAACGGCUGUUAUGACUGAUGUGGUUGAGCUAUCUCAGGGCUUCACUGGAGAGCUCAUUGAUUCACAGCUUUAAUGUGGCACAGGUUUGAAGGGGUAAAUAUGAUAACAGUUAGCGCUGACUGAAUCGGAGAAGAAAAUUGAGUUUCUGAUAAUAGAAUAGGAUAAUAUAUUUCAGAAUAUAUUGUUGUAUAUAAUUACUGUCAUUCUUUAAAAGCCAUAUAGUGUCAUAAAGAAUCCCCCUCUUUGUGUAAGCCUCGUUCUGUUCAGCUGAGGUAGCGGUUACAUGCUAUUCUUCUGUAUCACAUCUAACUCUAUAAAUGUAUUGUUUUGACACUGAACUAUUUGUAUCUAACCAGAUCUAAUGCUCCAGCUUUUUAUCCUUUUUCAUAUAGCCCUCCCCAACAAAUUAAAAAUCUGUUUUUAUCCUGACCUGUACUUGUACUGACCUUCAACACAGUGGGAACACUGUCACUUCCCUUAAUCACAAGAUUAGGCAUUCCCCCCCUAAAAAGCACAGAGAGAUUUCAAACUUCUAUUUCACAACCCCCCCUCCCCCUCUAGUAUGUCGCCAUGGAGGAAACAGGUGGAGGGUGAGGUCAGCAAAGUGUUUACAGAGCAGUGGAACUAGGAAAUGUGGUAACAUUUUAUUUGGAUAGUCUGUAGAACAUAUACAUAUGAACUAAGUUACAUUUCAGCUAUCUACUAGCCCUAACCAAUUACAUUAUAUUUUAGUCAUUUAGCAGAGGCUCAUAUCCAGAUCUACAUACAGGAGCAAAUAGGGUUAAGUGCCUUACUCAAGGGCACAUCAACAUAUUUUUCACCUAGUCUGCUUGGGGAUUCAAACCAGCGACUGGCCCAACGCUCUUAACUGCCAGGCUACCUGCCGCCCUAACUUUAACCCUUAUUCUAACCCUUACUGUAACCUUUGCAAGAAGUUGCUUAUUAACAAAGUGUGACCGGAAGUGUGUGUGACCCACAGAAAAUGCUUCCCCCGAUCACGUCACUGUAGGAACGGUUUCUGUUCGGCUCAAGGUGCAUGUUCUGGGGUCAGAUUGCAGUACCCUCAUUAUGAGCUUAGUCGUUAGGGAGAUUAAAUAAGAUCUGAUCCUGUAUCAGUGGUUGGAGACAACCUCUACUGUACAUAACCCCCCCCCAUCUGUAUAGGACUGCCAGUAUGUUCGGUACUGUAGGUAGUCAUACCAUGGUCACAACAGUUGACUGUAAGGGUGCAGGUAGCCAAGCGGUUAGAUCUGGAGGCAAAAGAAAUGCACACCUAUUUAGGCGAGGUGCUGGCCAGCGGAGUGGAACACUUAAAUAAAGGAGAGGAGCUCAGAUGCUAAAGUAUUUAUGUCCAACGUUUCGACAGACAAGCUGUCUUCAUCAGGGUAUAAUGUAACAUCUGUAUAGGAUCUAUAUAGGACUGUGCCAGUAUGUUAGGUUAGGUAGUCAUGCCAUGGUCACAACAGUUGACCGCAAGGGUAGCAGGUAGCCAAGCGGUUUGAGCAUUGGGCCAGUAACCAGAAGGUCACUGGUUUGAAGACCUGAGCCGACAAGGUGAAAAAUCUGUGUGCCCUUGAGCAAGGCACUUAACCGUAAAGUGCUCCAGAGGCACCAUAUCACUAUGGCUGACCCUGUAAAACACCUUUCACUGCACACAUCCUAUUUCAUCUUCAUCCCAUCACUUUUAUCUCCCAUCAGCAAUGUGACUGUUGUGAAUGUCAUUUUACAUGUAUGUAUCCCAACAUUUCUUUAUUUAAUGUUUUUUUUUUUUCCAGAUUUACUUAAUGUUUGUUUUCAUAAGCAACAUUCAAGUUCUCAUAGACUGGUCAGAAAUGGUGUUCAUGAGCUAUGCAAUGCUCGUUUUAUUUCAAUAGUCCUCCUGUGUAUCCAGUGUGGGUGGAGCGCCCUCCUGUGGGAGGUCUGAGUAACAGAGGAAAGUGUUCACUAUCAUUUUCUCCGUUUUGUAAUGUAAAAAAAAUGCUGUAAGGUUGUGUGUAUUACCAUCAAAAUAUUAGAAUUUUCUGACUCUUAAUGGCCAGUCAUUUAACCACAUUGUGUAUCAUUUGGGUAGCAUACCAAAACAUACUCUAAGCAGCAUUGAUGCUUUUCAUGAUUAUGUAUUUGACCUGUUUUGGGGGAUAGUUUCUAGGUUAACUCUUAUUGCAUAUGCAUAAAUAGGCAAACUACCUACUUUUUAAUAGGGGGUUCAUGAUACUACACGAUAUGGUUCAUGAUAGAGUUCAAAAGUUGGUCUAAAAAACACAGCCUAUGGAAACAGUUCAGGGAGUCCGAGAUAAAGGCUUCUUAUUACAUAUUGUACUUUGCUUAGUUGAUGAUAACAGCCAAGUUAUCACCUAACUAAUGCCGUCUUUAUUCAUUGUGUAUUCAUUCAUCGUGUUAUUUUUCCCUCUGCGAUGUUAUGAAGGGUCGUAAGUAAGCAUUUCACUGUUAGUCUACACCUGUUUACGAAGCAUGUGACAAAUACAAUUUAGUUUUGUGAUAUCUCCGUAGCGUUAACAAUUGACACGGACAUGGCAUGCUCUCUCAAUAUUGGGUAGGGCUACGGAAGUGCACAUUGUCUGUCUGUCAAACAAUGGUUUUUAUUUCUUAUAAGCCAUACAUUGGGUGGUCAACAGGACAAUGAUACAUAUUUCUGUCAGCCAACUGAAUGAGAUCAGUUGGUACAAGCCUGUAUCUUUCUUUCUUUGAUGUUUUGCUGGCUGGCAUUGUAAGGGCCCUGAUGUGUGCUGGCUUUUGUUCCUGUCAGGUUUUGGUUCCUUUCCAUCUGCUUGGACAGUCUGGUCUUCAUCUCAACCCACACAUUUUAUGCCAGGCUCACAUACUGUACGCCACCCACAUUGGGCGGCACUAUAAUGUUGCUCUUGUUUCAUUUAAGUGUUAAAACAUAACAUGGACCUGUCAAAAGUUAACGGGCAAAUGACAAUCUGUAUCUCUACUACAUCAGUCUUGCCCAUGUAAUGAUAGGUCUUCACUUCGUUGCCAAAAUGAGUGAACACUGGCUUUCUUAGUGGAGAAAUUAUGAAUGCCCCAGACUCUUGCAACAAUGGAAUAUUUGAGCCUUGACAACACCACAACAGUUGUUUUACUGUGCCUAUUUUUAUUUGUACUAUUCUGAUAUAAAUGAUAAAGGAAAACACUUA
This is a messenger RNA of Salmo salar (Atlantic salmon), 8394 nucleotides long. RefSeq names its product leucine rich repeat containing 8 VRAC subunit Aa (gene lrrc8aa). The record is from RefSeq and is a predicted model, not a curated record. Gene Ontology annotation, molecular function: protein binding. Gene Ontology annotation, cellular component: cytoplasm. Lineage: Eukaryota; Metazoa; Chordata; Actinopteri; Salmoniformes; Salmonidae.